UUAGGAACAAAGAGGUCGUUGUUUCAACCAGGCCCUUAGAAAAAGGAGAAGAGAAGCAACGGCCGAAGUCCAUAGAACUCGACAAGGCACUAGUUCACGAACACGGUUAUAUCAAGAAACCGUCGCAGGGUCGGCAGGUAGGUAUAAAAGGUGAUCCCAGAGUAUCCCAAGCUCGAGCUUAUGAUCACCAUCAAGACUCAACACAGCAAUUCUCGACAUCAUGCCUCGCCAAGCGUUUCCCGAGUACGAUUUAUACGCGACCCUCAAGGUCGACAGGAGGGCGACCAGUGCCGAGAUUAAGAAGGCGUACCGAGAAGCAAUUCUCAAGGAGCAUCCAGACAAGGCAGGCAACACGCCAGAGAGUAACAUGCGCGCCAGCCAGAUCAACGAGGCCUUCACCAUCCUGGGCGAUCUAUCUCAGCGCGCCGCGUACGACAGACACGUCGGCAACAAGGACUCGCGCGGCGAUAACCGCCACACCAACGUCCCCGGCAAGGACUCGCACGGCGAUAACCACCGCACCAACAAAAGUCACCACACGGAAAUCAGUCGUCACCACACGCAAACCAGUAGCCACCACCGCAGCCGCGACCACAGUCACAGCCGCCCCCGCCACCACCGUACCGACAGCAGCAGCAGUAGCCAUCACACGAGAAGAGGCAGUGGCACGCCACGGGAACACUCUAGCAGUUACGACGACCAGUACUACUACUGCAACCCCUGCUCCUGCAACCAGUGCUCCUGCGACCAAUCCUACGACGGGUUCCGGCACGACAGACCCCCGGUAGGGGCCUCGACGGAGGAUUACCUCGACGUCAUGAAGGCGUCGCGGGGGCUGUACCUGCUGUACAAGUACCUGGGGAGGAUCCAGUUGUCCUUCUCGACGGCCCGGCACCGGGGGAUGUCGCGGACGGGCACGGUGCUGUGGCCGGCGGAGGUGCAGCGGCUGGGGCGGCAGCUGGCGGCGGCGUGGGACGACGCGACGCAGCUGGACGCGCUGCUCCGGGGGCUGGAGCAGGCGCUGCUGCACGGGACGUGGCGGGCCGGGCAGGAGAACUUCGCCGAGCGCAUCGACGUGCUCAACGCACGCAUCCCCCGCGCCUUCCGCGCCGCCCGCGCCGCCGCCCACAGCGCCGCCUACCUCUGCACCUGCGCCGUCCGCGACUCCCCCGCCUACAUCGCCGACCUCAACCACCACCUCGCCGAGCUCCGGGUCUCGGCCGCCGGCUUCGAGCGGCCCUAGAGCGCCGGCGCGUGGUGAGACGCGGGAUGAGUCGGGACCCCGGGGGGGCGCGAGUAACGAGUAAAUGCUACAUCUCUUACAGACAGGUAUACGAGGUUUGUGGGAAGACAUAGGCUCGUUAUCGCUGCAGAUCGGGGGGGAAUUGUCGUUCUGGAUAUACCAUUGAUUAUAGAAUUUAUAUAGAAGUUAAGAAGUGAGCAAUCUUGGAGCGUGUAAAAAGGGUUCUUGCUUAUGCGUGCAGACGGAAAACAGGCGUUAAAACUGCUGACUAUAAUAUCCGGCGACAACGAUUCCAUCCACGUUGCGUUGAAGUGUCACACGACAAAAAAAACUUGACGAGGUUCGCG
Molecule: messenger RNA, 1590 nt
Organism: Durotheca rogersii
Lineage: Eukaryota; Fungi; Ascomycota; Sordariomycetes; Xylariales; Xylariaceae
Exons: 1
Coding region: 221-1243 (340 amino acids)
Cellular component (GO): cytoplasm; nucleus
Molecular function (GO): protein folding chaperone; protein-folding chaperone binding
Source: RefSeq, a predicted model, not a curated record